CGGGGGUUUCUGUGAGUUUAGCUGCCCUCUGUUGACCGUCAGUCUGGAGGUCGUCAAACCCUCCGGUCAGCUGCUGUGAUUGGCUGAGGAAGAUGUGGGCGGAGCCACCGGCUGCAGAAGAAGGUGCAGGUGUUUGUUCUCCACCACAGAAGAAGAGGAGCGCAGCAGGAGACACCACAGAAGAAGAGCUGGGAGUUGGCUUUAUAACGUGUGGUCCGUGUGCUGCUCUGGCUGGUCGUCAUGGUAACCCUGGAGACCUUUGGACGGUUGCUGAGCUCAGGUCCAGCUGUACACCUCCAGGACCUCCAGAACCUCCAGGACCUCCAGGACCUCCAGAGCCUCCAGAACCUCCAGGACCUCCAGAACCUCCAGAGCCUCCAGAACCUCCAGGACCUCCAGAGCCUCCAGGACCUCCAGGACCUCCAGAGCCUCCAGGACCUCCAGGACCUCCAGGACCUCCAGAACCUCCAGGACCUCCAGAGCCUCCAGAGCCUCCAGAACCUCCAGGACCUCCAGAGCCUCCAGAGCCUCCAGAACCUCCAGGACCUCCAGAACCUCCAGAGCCUCCAGAGCCUCCAGGACCUCCAGGACCUCCAGAGUCUCCAGGACCUCCAGGACCUCCAGAGCCUCCAGGACCUCCAGAUGUCUUCAUCUCAGAGCAGCUCGGACCUCCAGCCUCCUGGACUGAAGGGUUUGUGUUGGUGGCUCCAUCGCUGCUCCUCCUCGUCUCCUCCUCCUGCUCCUCCCCUCCCUCCCCACCUGGGCCUCCCCCGGUCCUCCCCUGCGUCUCGCCGCCGCUCCCUGCUGGUGGUUCUGCUGCUCUGCUUCCUGCUCCUGAUGCUGCUGCUGCUGCUGUGGAACUACCACUGUCUGUUCGUGUCCAGGAUCUGCUCCAGAGAGGAGGAGGGGGGGCCGUGACCUCACACCCGGAGAUCACAUGACCUCACACCCGGAGAUCACAUGACCUCACACCUGGACCUGAAGGACGUGGAACGUUCCUGAAGAAAACAUCGUACUCACAAACUGACUGGAGAACAGAAGCUUCAUGCUGUUCAGAUGAUUGGAGGUUCUGAUCAAUAAUCUGUUGUUAUAAAUUCUGGAAAAUACAUUCAUGUUUUCAGACCUUCAAAAUAAAAGCCUGUGAAGACAUUUUUAUAAAUAAAUCAAACUACAGACAUGAAGUGUGGUGAGACCAGACAGCAGAGGUUCUACCUCAGAGAACCUGGUUUAAAUAAUGGACAUUAACCCUCGUGUCGUCCUGCAGGUCAAAUUGACUCGUUCUGAAGUUUGAAAAUGUGUGGAAAAAUAAAUAUUUUCACAGUGAAA
This is a messenger RNA of Amphiprion ocellaris (clown anemonefish), 1326 nucleotides long. Its product is annotated as basic proline-rich protein. The record is from RefSeq and is a predicted model, not a curated record. The transcript is spliced from 3 exons. The coding region runs from base 93 to 941 and encodes 282 amino acids. Lineage: Eukaryota; Metazoa; Chordata; Actinopteri; Pomacentridae.